AUGAAGCGCAUUCCUGUCCGUCGCACACAACCUCGAUGGCGUACGAGCCCAGCACGACCAUUCACCUCCUUGCAAACACUUGAGGCGCUUCGCAGUACCGGAGCACCCGUAGACGUCCACCCCGAGGUCCAGGAUGCGCUCGCAGGCAAGAAGCCAGUUGUAGCAUUAGAGACGACUAUCAUCACCCAUGGAAUGCCGCAGCCUGUCAACUUGCAGACGGCGCGGUCGGUGGAGAGCAUUGUGCGGACUACAGGUGCGAUUCCGGCGACCAUAGGCAUCAUCGAGGGACGGGUCAAGAUUGGGCUUGAGCCGAGCGAGCUGGAGCAUCUGGCGGAUGUGAAGAGUAACCCGUCUGUGGUCAAGGUAUCGAGACGCGAUAUUGGGCCUGCUAUUGCAACGAAGAGAGAUGGUGGAACGACAUGCAGCGCGACUUUGAUAUUCGCGGCAUUAGCUGGUAUUAAGGUCUUCGCAACGGGAGGUCUAGGAGGGGUUCAUCGUGGAGGCGAAUCAUCCAUGGAUGUAUCUGCGGAUCUACAUGAACUUACAAGGUGUCCCGUUGGAUUGGUCUCCGCGGGCGUGAAGUCGAUCUUGGAUAUAGGACGAACACUAGAAUAUCUUGAAACACUGGGGGUACCUGUCGUAUCGUACGCGAAGACAGACGAUUUCCCAGCGUUCUAUAGUAGACGCAGUGGUUUCAAGAGUCCCUGGCGAGUAGAUGAUCCUACUACCGCAGCCCGCGUCCUCUAUACCCAGGAUCAGCUCGGAAUGAAGACUGGAGUACUCUUCGGUGUUCCCAUUCCUGAACAGUACCAGGCGAUCGGCGAGAAGCUCCAAGAGUCCGUGGAACAAGCCGUAAGGGAGUCUGAAGGAAACGGCGUCAGCAAGCUCGGGAAGGAAGCGACGCCCUGGCUUCUCAAACGCGUCGGCGAACUCACGGCAGGGAAAUCCCUCACCAGCAAUGUGGCGCUCAUUGAGAACACUGCACUCGUCGGUGGCCAGAUUGCAGUCGCCUAUGCAGAGCUGGCAAACCAGAAGCUCCAUGAUUCUGGGAAGGCAUAUGCUGUCCCUGCGCCGCAAGCUGCAGCGUUAGCAGCCGCAAAACCCACAGACUUGCCGAACAGUAGCCAAGCGCCCGAGGCCGCACUGGUCGUCUUCGGCUGCGCUGCUGUCGACAUCACCGCCCAAGCCGACCCAUCGCUCGCGAACACCUCCGUCGCCGUCCACAGCACCGUCCCCGGAAGCGUCUCGCUAACGCUAGGCGGCGUGGGGCGCAACCUCGCCGAAGCCGCACACCGCGUACUGGAGUCGCAGUCUCCCGAUGGAGCAAAGGACGUCGUCCUGGUCUCCGCUGUUGGAAAUGACGCCUUCGGACGUUUGCUUGUCAAUGAGACGGAAGGCAUGGGGAUGCGGACGGAUGGGCUGAUCACGUUAGACGGCGCACGUUCUGCUAUCUGUAACAUGGUGUUGGACAGCACUGGUGGGUUGACUACGGGUGUUGCCGACACAGAUAUCACGCUGUCGUUGGAUCGAGAAGCGACUCGCGAAGCAGUCCGCAAACAUAGGCCUCGUAUUGUCGCGAUCGAUGGCAACCUUUCACCAGAGACAGUCACGACGCUGGUGGAUACAUGUCGUCAAGACGGCAUAGCAACCUUCUAUGAACCGACAUCGGUCCCGAAGUCAACCAACAUAUUCCCGGCCAUUGCAGCAUCCCUUGGUCGCGUCGACUCAACGUCUUCGGUGAUUUCGUACGCAGCACCCAACAGCCUAGAGCUAGCUCGCAUGUACGAAGAGGCCGUCGCUGGGAAGCUCGAGCUCACCGCGCAGAGCCACUGGUGGAAGGUGGUCGACGACAUGGCGAUCGGCUCCGAGUUCCGCAUGGACCUGCAGCACCUGGCACGGCUGGAUGCAUGCAUUCACGACCGUGCUAAGGGUACACUAUCGUUCCUAGUCGACAAGGGCAUCGCCCAGAUGGCCAUCCAUCUCCUUCCCUUCUUCCAGCACCUCAUCAUCAAGUGCGGCGACCGCGGUGUACUGACGGUCUUCCGUAUCACCGGAGAGCAAGCGCAGUCGUCGCCGUGGAUGCAAGAGCGCACCAAUGUGCACAAACGUUGUGUCAUUAGCAAGGGCAGGGAGGGAUCAGGGGUCACUGUGAUGAAGCAUUAUCCCGCGCUGAUCGUGCCCAGCGAGAAGAUCAUCAACGUGACGGGAGCGGGCGAUUCGUUUGUGGGGACGAUGUUGGCGACAUUAGUGCACAAGCCAUCUGUCUUCCACCAUCCAGAUUCAUUAGACGAGUUGGUCGCACAAGCACAGAAAGCCGCGGUACUCACGUUGCAGAGCCAACAUGCGGUCUCGCAUCUCCUUUCCAAACUGUACAGUACACAUCUCCCUGCGCUUAUGUAG
Rhodofomes roseus is the source of this 2400-nucleotide messenger RNA. Its product is annotated as indigoidine synthase A-like protein. NCBI's taxonomy places the organism in Eukaryota, Fungi, Basidiomycota, Agaricomycetes, Polyporales, Fomitopsidaceae. The transcript is spliced from 16 exons. The coding region runs from base 1 to 2400 and encodes 799 amino acids. The record is from RefSeq and is a predicted model, not a curated record. Gene Ontology annotation, molecular function: pseudouridylate synthase activity.